GUGUAGGGGAUGCCAACAGAAAAUUCAGCGCACAGAUCAUUCAAAGAGUCAUCCCACCGACACCAUGGAAGAAAGCAAGAAGAAAACUCGUAGACCGAAAAAGAAGCGUACGCGAGUAAGGGGCGUGCCAUACUCGAUGGAGCUCUGCGUCGCAAGCGCCUCUCAGACGCUUCAGUUGGAAGCUCAGGCGUUAAGUAUUCAAUUGGUAGACCUGCAAGCUGCGCGACGAAAUCAAAUCAAGGACAUCGUGAUAGUGGCGGGGUGUUCUGUGUUGUCUACUAGUCAAUGGCGCAGUCUAGCAGCAAUUGAGAGCGAGAAGCGAUGUCAAGCUGAAAAACUCAACAGAGAACUGAAGGUUUUGUUGAGUGAGCAGAUGAGCAUUCGUGCCAAUCCUGAAGACUCUAGAGAAGACUCAUGCGUUUCAGGUCCACCAAACAUACAGCGACCGAUUCUUGGGCUCAACUUUAGUGAAUAUGUGCUUGACGAGAUGUUGAACAGUUUGGAUUGGUUACGACUCGAUACCGACACGAUGCUGUCAGCCAUGGAUGACAGUACAAAGAUCUCGUUUCGCUGGCAGCACAUGCCUUUGAGCAACUGUAUCCGCUCGACUUCGAUCACGCCUGUGCGUUGCUCAAUGUAG
Molecule: messenger RNA, 640 nt
Organism: Phytophthora nicotianae INRA-310
Lineage: Eukaryota; Oomycota; Peronosporomycetes; Peronosporales; Peronosporaceae
Exons: 2
Coding region: 65-640 (191 amino acids)
Source: RefSeq, a predicted model, not a curated record